This is a messenger RNA of Rotaria sp. Silwood1, 1218 nucleotides long. The record is from the annotation of a GenBank genome assembly. NCBI's taxonomy places the organism in Eukaryota, Metazoa, Rotifera, Eurotatoria, Philodinida, Philodinidae.
AUGGAAUGGACACAAGCAAAAUCAUAUUAUGAUGGUUAUAGUUCAAUUGAUCGUUUUAAUUCUAUAGUUUUUAUUCAUAAUUAUUUAUGGACAUGGUCAAUAGCUAUAUUUUCUUCUUUAAUUCUUCCUAUAUUAUUUAUAUUUGCACCAACAUCACUUCAUACAACACGUACAUCAAAUUUUCUUAUUAUAUGUAUUGUAUGUUUAUCAAAUAUGUGUUCUCUUUAUGUUCAUGCAUAUAUGAUAAAUGAUGAAGGUGAAUUAAAUUUAUCAUAUCAUACAUGUCGUUUUAUUGUUUAUAUAUCAACAUUUUCAAAACCAAUUGGACUUUAUUUAACAUUAUUAUUUAGUAUUGAAAGAUUAUUUACAAAAAUUUUAUCAAAAUUUCUUGUACGUUUUAUUUAUUAUCGUCAAUUAUGUCAACAAUUAUAUAGAUUAUUAAUUUUUCUUGGUAUUAUUAUAAUAUUAUCGACUCGAUUAUUUCAAGUUUUAAACAUUAUUAUACGAAAUCAAUCUAUAAUAAAUCAAACAUCAAAUGAUGAUAGUGAUACAUAUGAAGAUAUGGAUGAUCAAGAUGUUAAUGCAACAAAUCGUAUUGUUGCAUUUAAAUGUUGUUUUAUAUCAAUGAAUAUAGAUAAUUAUGCUAGAUUUCUUUCAUUUUAUAUAGUACAAUAUUGGUUUGAACAGUUAAUGUUAAUUAUUAUUAUUAUUAUUAUUAUUAUUUUAUUAAUUAUUAUUAUUUAUCAAUGUUGUUUACCACGUAUUCAACAACGAAAUUUACCACUUCGUUUAAGUGUUAAUACAAAACUUUAUUUAUCACUUUCAUCAUGUAUUAUUGUAUCAGAAUUAAUUUUACUUAAAUUGCAUUUUAUUGUUGGUAAUAUUAAAUAUAAUAAUAAAAAUAUACAAGCAACAUCACUACAAUUUAUGUUAUUUGUAUUUAAUUUACGUUGUAUUAUUCUUCCAUUUAUUAUUUGUAUAACGACUUGUGAUCCAUUAAAACAAUUGAUUUUUGAAAUAUUUAUUUCACGACCUUAUCUCGAUAAUAUUGAUGAAAAUGAUACUAUAGAUACAAUCAAUAAUCGACCAGAACCAUUUUCAUCUACACAAAGUACAAGUAAUCGUCUUCAACAAAAAUUUCGUCGUACAUUUACAAAAAAUAAAACUAAUAAUAAUGAUGAAUAUUUUGAUAAUGAAGAACUACAUAAUGAUUCGUGA